ACAAAACAAAAAACAACAACAAUAAGUUCAAGCUCAAGUAAAUUUAAAAGUGUAUAGAAAUUAGUUAAACACGAAUUGUGAUGAAAUGUUCAGAGUGAUUUGAAGUGGAACCCAGAAUAUAGUAUGCAUGAUGAAAAAUAUGUAAUAAGUAUUUUUAACUGCGCUCUAAGUAAUUAAACAAUAAAACACUUUAUUUAAUUUAAGUAAAACAAGCAGCGGAUAUUUGUUUUUACCUAAAUGAGAGGUUAAUAACGAACAAAUCAACUUCUUUUAAUUUGCGUUUAACUUGUUCGCCGUACAAAAGCAGCAGCGGGCAUGCAUACCUCGGCGGAUUCUGUAAUUGCUUGCAGCAACGCCCAUAAUCACACUCGACUGCAAUUGUCGCCGCCCCAUCAGAAGCUGAGACCCGCCCCCAAUACUCACUCAGUUUCACCGCCAUUAGCCGCAGGAUCUGCAGCCAAUUUGGCAGAAGAUAAAUCUGGAUCCAACAGUGGCUGCAGCAGCAGUAGUACCAACGACAAUCCCAACUGCACGCCACUGGUAAAGCCACCGUACUCCUAUAUUGCUCUCAUCACAAUGGCCAUCCUACAAUCGCCUCAUAAAAAGCUUACACUAAGUGGCAUUUGCGAUUUUAUAAUGUCAAGAUUUGCAUACUACAAAGAGAAAUUUCCUGCUUGGCAGAAUUCCAUUCGCCAUAAUUUGAGCCUAAACGAUUGUUUUAUUAAAGUUCCACGCGAGCCUGGAAAUCCGGGAAAGGGGAAUUUUUGGACAUUGGAUCCUCUAGCCGAAGAUAUGUUUGACAAUGGUAGCUUUCUGAGGAGGCGCAAGAGAUACAAACGACCGCCCGCUAUGCAGAGGUUCCCAUUCCCGGCCGUUUUCGGAUCGAUUUCGCCGUUUUGGAUACGGAAGCCGGUACCUUUAGUACCGGUUCAUUUUAACGUUGCUAACUUCACAAAUAACCGUGACUGCUUCGAUAUGUUGCAUGCACCAACUGACGUUUUCGAUGCAGCGCGGAGAGAAGAGAAAAAAUUCAACUUCUUCGCCGGCGCAGAUGCCCUGUCUUAUCAGAGCAACGGCAAAUUCGACACCAUUUGUCAAAAUGUUUCUUUUAUGAGAAAAAACACAAACGUCCUAAGUGCAAUGGAUGAAAUCCAAAAGCAAGACAGGUUGCACACCGUUGCCGGCUCGACAGCAAGCUUUAUUGAAGAGCAAAACAUCGAUUGCAGCAAUUUGCUUCAUUACAAAGAGUCCAACAUAUUUAAUGAAAGCGAUGAUUUGUCUUGUGAUAGAAUCGAUGUCGAGAGCUCCAAUGAACACGACUCCCACAUAUCAGACUCAGUUGACAGUGUAUGUACAAACAAUAGAUUAGACCCCCAAAUAGACACUGAAGAUGUGGGUAAAGAGAGUCAUAGUGGAGGCAAUACAAAAGCAUCUUCUCCCUAUAUUUUACUCUUUGAUAAUUCGGAAAUUUCAAACAGCUCAACAGCUGGAGUCCCCUUUGUGGACCAACAUAAGGCCAACCACAACUUUGUCGACCUAAAGGAAAGACCAAACACGAAGUUUAACGACAAAGAAACUUACAAGCGAACGAUAAUUCCUUUCGAAUACGGUCACGUCAGAUCGACAAAACAUAACAAUGCGAAAGAUUUUCGCAUAGAGACAUUAAUUGGGCAUGUGGACGAGACCAGUGGUUAGAAUAAAAUUCACAAAGUUUGUGAAGGAAAAAAUUGUAAAUUUUUCUAAACUAUUGUAUGUUUGCUAUGACGAACUUCAACCUCAAAUAUGAUCAUGUACGCAGUAACUUUUAACAUGUAUGUAUGUAUAUUUCUUGAAUUUGGAACUCUGUAAAUGUGAGAAUCGCAAAACAAAUUAAUGUGUUAUGUAAAUUGUAUGAGUAGCUUAUAAAUAUGAAAAAUGAAAUUUAUAAAUAAAC
Messenger RNA from Anastrepha ludens (Mexican fruit fly), 1933 nucleotides. RefSeq names its product fork head domain-containing protein FD3 (gene fd59A). Gene Ontology annotation, molecular function: RNA polymerase II cis-regulatory region sequence-specific DNA binding; DNA-binding transcription factor activity, RNA polymerase II-specific. The coding region runs from base 316 to 1695 and encodes 459 amino acids. Gene Ontology annotation, biological process: anatomical structure morphogenesis; regulation of transcription by RNA polymerase II; cell differentiation. NCBI's taxonomy places the organism in Eukaryota, Metazoa, Arthropoda, Insecta, Diptera, Tephritidae. The transcript is spliced from 2 exons. The record is from RefSeq and is a predicted model, not a curated record.